This is a messenger RNA of Notolabrus celidotus (New Zealand spotty), 1577 nucleotides long. It is a transcript of the gene exosc2, whose product is annotated as exosome component 2. Gene Ontology annotation, molecular function: RNA binding. Gene Ontology annotation, cellular component: cytoplasmic exosome (RNase complex); nuclear exosome (RNase complex). The transcript is spliced from 9 exons. NCBI's taxonomy places the organism in Eukaryota, Metazoa, Chordata, Actinopteri, Labriformes, Labridae. The record is from RefSeq and is a predicted model, not a curated record. Bases 287 to 1168 code for a protein of 293 amino acids. Gene Ontology annotation, biological process: CUT catabolic process; TRAMP-dependent tRNA surveillance pathway; poly(A)-dependent snoRNA 3'-end processing.
CCAUGCAGCAGGGGGCGCUAAUUAGCAGUAAGGGGCGAUAGAGGACGAGUCAUAAAAAACAUUAGAAAAUACGUUGUUUUCAAGCUAAUCUAUGGGAGCUUACUUAUUUAUGAGUUUUGACAUUACACAUUGCUUGUAUUCUCACGUUUGGUCUAAAAUUGAUGGUAGCACCUCCAGAAUUAAACCUCCACACUCAUAUUUCGGUAGGUGGUGGUAAAACGAGUUUGGCUAUUGUCGUCUGCCGUAGAGGGAAGAAGAAGAAGAAGAAGAAGAACCAAAAAGAAGCAUGGCUGCUGACAUGAGACUACCAACUAUUCGCAAACCAGUCUCUUUAUUAGAUUCUGCUUUUGACCGAAAAGAUCUAGUCGUCCCCGGUGAUGUUAUCACUUCAGACACUGGUUUCAUGAGGGGUCAUGGGACCUAUGUUGAUGAAGAGAAGCUGACAGCAUCUGUUGCUGGAGAGGUGCAGAGAGUAGACAAGCUAAUCUGUGUCAGACCACUAAAGACCAGGUUUAACGGUGAGGUUGGUGAUGUAGUGGUUGGCAGAAUCACAGAGGUACAACAGAAACGAUGGAAGAUAGAGACCAACUCCCGCUUGGACUCGGUGCUCUUGCUGUCUUCCGUCAAUCUGCCUGGAGGAGAGCUGAGGAGACGAUCAGCAGAAGACGAGCUCACCAUGAGAGAGUACCUUCAAGAAGGCGAUCUCAUUAGUGCAGAGGUGCAGUCAGUCUUCUCAGAUGGAGCCCUGUCGCUCCACACCCGCAGUUUAAAGUAUGGAAAAUUGGGUCAAGGAGUGCUGGUACAGCUUUCUCCUUCACUGAUCAAGAGACAGAAAACACAUUUCCACAACCUGCCAUGUGGCGCAUCCUUAAUCCUGGGGAAUAACGGCUUUGUGUGGUUGUAUCCCACACCAGGGCAGCAGGAUGAGGAGGCUGGGGGCUUCUACACCAGCCUGGAGCCUGUCAGUCUUUCAGACCGUGAAGUCAUCUCUCGGUUAAGGAACUGUCUUCUGGCUCUGGCUGCUCACAAAGUCCUCCUGUACGACACCAGUGUUCUGUAUUGCUAUGAAUCCUCAGUCCAGCACCAGGUCAAAGACAUCUUGAAGCCAGAAGUGAUGGAAGAGAUUGUCAUGUUGACUCAACAGAAGCUGUUGGAACAGGAAGGUUAAAGAGCCCACAUCCUAACUGACCUCGUAACAAAACCGUGAUCACAUCCAGCAGCUUCAAGAGGGACCAUGUAUCCAAGGACUGAACUAAUCUUUUCAAAGCCUCUUUACUAAUGUGAGAGUCAGUUGUAUGGUUAAACAGUGUGCUUUAACUUACUUAAGUGAUGGUUGGUGUUCAACUACUAUUAAGAAGGAUUUUUUUUAGAUCACUAGAGCAGCUGCUCUCACAUUAUAAAGAGAUAUAGUGGAACGCUUUUAAUAAUAUGCUGUGUAAUAGAAAAACACUGUUGUUUACAAUACAUUUUCUAUAGUUUUCAGUACUCCUCAGUGUUCGGUCUUGGUCAAUGAUACUAUUAAAAUGUAUAAUGUCUUUUCCAGUAUUGCAAAUAAAUAUGCAUUUGUAAAAAUUACA